Molecule: messenger RNA, 1105 nt
Organism: Papaver somniferum (opium poppy)
Lineage: Eukaryota; Viridiplantae; Streptophyta; Magnoliopsida; Ranunculales; Papaveraceae
Product: nicotianamine synthase-like
Exons: 1
Coding region: 62-910 (282 amino acids)
Biological process (GO): nicotianamine biosynthetic process
Molecular function (GO): nicotianamine synthase activity
Source: RefSeq, a predicted model, not a curated record
UAUUAAGAAUUUUCUACACACACAGUAUAGAUUGAUUCUUAGCAACAUUUUACUGUUAACUAUGGGUUCAUUAGGUUCAUUGAACUCGUGUAACGACGAAGAACUGCUAAUUCAAAACAUUUCUGAAAUCUAUAACAACUUAUCAACCCUGGAGAGCCUCAAACCUUCAAAAGAUGUAAACACUCUUUUCACUCAACUAGUCCUAGCUUGCAUUCCACCAUCUCCAAUUGAUGUCACCAAAUUAUCGGUCACUGAUCAAGGAAUCCGUUCCAAUCUCAUUCGUCUCUGUGGGCAAGCUGAAGGCCUCUUAGAAGCUCAUUACUCAACCCUAUUGGGUUCUUACGAUAUCCCACUUGAUCAUAUCAACAUCUUUCCAUACUACACAAAUUACAUCAAACUUGGGCGUCUUGAGUAUACUAUACUCGGCAACUAUAUCACAAACCCAAACCCAAGUCACAUAGCUUUUAUUGGUUCCGGUCCCUUGCCACUUACAUCGAUUGUACUGGCUUCAAACCAUCUGAGGAACACUACCUUUCACAAUUAUGAUAUCGACAUAUCUGCCAAUGCGUUGGCUUCUAACUUGGUCGCUCCAGAUCCCGACUUGUCGAAGCGAAUGCUAUUUCAUGAUACUGACAUUAUGGAUGUCACUAACGGCUUAUACGACUAUGAAGUUGUUUUCUUAGCUGCUUUAGUUGGUUUGAACAAAGUAGAUAAAUGCAGAGUUAUUGAUCAUUUGGCUAAGCACAUGGCACCAGGGUCCUUACUGAUGUUGAGGAGUGCUCAUGGUGCUCGUGGGUUUCUCUAUCCCAUUGUUGAGCCUAGUGAUUUACCAGGUUUUGAGGUACUCGCAAUUUUUCAUCCAAUGGACGAGGUAAUAAAUUCAGUGGUGGUUGCCCGUAAGAUUAAGUAAAGCAGUACUAGUUCAUACGGUAAUUGAUCAAUAAGGCUUGGGCACUUACUGUGGGCAUAAGCAGGUACUACUUCAUACAGUUUUCUACCAGACAGGGCUGAGCUGACAUAUUACUGUGAGCAUCUGGAUGUGUUUGUUGUCGUAUUUUUCGUUUCUGUUAGUAGAGGUUGGUAUGUGUGAAAGUGGAGAAGGCCA